Mycosarcoma maydis (corn smut) is the source of this 321-nucleotide messenger RNA. RefSeq lists its product as uncharacterized. Lineage: Eukaryota; Fungi; Basidiomycota; Ustilaginomycetes; Ustilaginales. The record is from RefSeq and is a predicted model, not a curated record. The coding region runs from base 1 to 321 and encodes 106 amino acids. The transcript has 2 exons.
AUGUCCAAGUCAGCAAAGCGCUGCAGCAGUGAUACGUGGUUGGAGACGUCAGCUUGCGUACUUGCAGAGCUGCCGAUGUGGCUUGGGUUGGGAAGUUGUGACAUUGAGCUGAAGCGCGCUGCCUCGGCUGCUGAUGCUGAUACUGUUGCUGCCGAUGCUGCUGAUGCUGGGUCCUAUGAGAUGGAGUCUGCUGACGCUGGGUGUGUUGUGCUGGACAUUGCUGACGUUGAUGCUGUUGCUGCCUCUGCUGCUGACGCUCGUCGCAUUGUGGUGGACACUGAUGAUGCGUUGAGUGUUGCACUUCUCUAUGUGUGGCGGUGA